GCGGCGGCUGCGUGCAUCCGUUGCGGGAAGUCUGGCAGCUCGGUGAACAGCCAGCUGAUGUUAGCGCAGAAGCGAAGCGCCGCGGAGGAUGGUGACGAUGACAUGCCGGAAAGUUUAACUUCUCUCCCCUCCACGAACCUUUCACGCAUCCCGUCGGCCACGUUGGUGGUCAUAUUGUUGGCGUGCUGGCGAGCGCAAGCGAGGACGUCAAUUAGCUGCCUGUGAUGCCCCCCCGAUGCCCGUCCACCGCCCCUGGCAAUUCUCGUUCAUUCGUGAUUGGGCUCACAGCACCCCCUCUGGCAAAGGCAAGACAUUACACCUACCACCACCAUUAAAGUUAGCCAACUUUUCUCUAUUUCGUAAUAAUUUUCCCAGUACUAGUGCCACGUGUCACACACAAAUAAAUGAUCAGUGUUUGAGCAUUUCUUUGAUAUUUAGAUAUUGAUAUUUAUAUUUUGUGCGCAUAUUCCUCAUGAGUAGAACAACUUUGGCAUACAAGUAGUUCAACGAUAUGUUACUAGUAGGAAAGAAGUGCACUAGUUCGCUGCAAGCUACUUGUUAGGUUACGAGUGACAUAUAACUUUACCAAUUAGCAGUACUAGUAGCGCCUAGAUGUCAGCUAGUGCACGAUUUUGCCUUACAUUAACAUUUAAUAAAAUUGUACAUUUAACAUGUUUGUAUCUUGUAAUAACUGUGCUUUUGGAUCGUUAUUUUAUUAAUGCAAUUUUAGAUGCUCAUCAAUGUAUUUUUAAUUCAAUUUUUUUUUAAAGACUCUGUGUUGCUUUUUAUAUGAUUUCCAAAUUAUUUGGAAUGAUUUUCUAUGAUUGUUUUGUUUCUAAUGUGCAUCAUUUGCGGUGGCGAGCGGAGGGACAUUGCGCAGUGACGAGGAUGCUUCGUGCCAUCUGCCACUGGAAGUCUACCUUGAGAGAAUGAAGCUAAUAUUAGCAUGCAUGCCCUCAGGAGGGCGGGGCCAUCUGGUGGCUUCUUCAACUUGGUGGUAGGGGGCCAAAGGAGAGGUUGGGCUGGUUGACCACAACUUUGCGCAGAUACAGUAGAGUAUAAUGAUUUGCAAAUCAUGUUUAACCGAUAUGUAAUUUAAUACAUUAGACAAUACAAAGACAAGAUAUUUAGCUGAUGAUUUUUUAUUGCUUUUUGCAUAUAAUCAUGAACUUAGAACAUACAUUCUGUAUGUGUGUGUGUCGGUGUGUGUUUUAUUGUGAAUGUAUUUAAAUAGUUUUCUUACUACAUGACUAUUCAUGUGUGUUAUUUAACCAUAAAAAAAUUGGAUUGGAUUGGAUAAACUUUAUUGUCAAAUGUACUGUAUGUAAAACAUACAGCACAGAUGAAAUUUAUUCCCUCUCAACACAAAAUAAAAUAUUCGUAUAGAUUAAUUUUCAGUCUUUUUGAUUUUUUUUUUUUUUAGUUCACACACACGAACAUUCUCUAUUCGAAGUUAUUAAAUCUGACUCGAGUGUUAUGACAUCACGACUGACGUAUGCGUGAGCGCCACAAGUUAGCCGCCAAAUCAAUCCACCAAUCAACGUGGCCUGUUGAGCUGGGCUUUCCGGAAAGAGCCGAGCUCUUCCGAAGUUUUCCGAACGACAAGCGAGCAUCAGCGCGUAGCUCAACGGCUUUCUUUCUUCUUCUCCUUUUGCCUUUCCUCCUCUUCUUUUUCCUUUUCUUGUUGUCCUUGUUGACGGACGAGCACCGAGGCUGACCAAGCGGAACCACUGGACGGCACCGGAAGAGGAGACCCGUGCACAAGAAGCAGACCACCUCGCACGUCCACCAACUCGAGAACAUGGUGUCUCUCAACGACUUUGUGACUUAUUAACCAAUCAGCAGCCGGAGAGAAGACGUUGGGCAUGGGCCGCAUUUGUCGGCCCGACGGUGGCGCCGUCCCCCUCCUGGCGCUCUCGGUGGCAUUGGCCUGGCUGGUGCUGCCGUGUCGCACUGACAGCGUGCCGAGCUUCAUGAAAUCGCCCGACGACCAGACGGGCAUCUCGGGGGGCGUGGCCUCUUUCGUGUGCCAGGCGCUGGGCGAGCCCAAGCCGCGCAUCACCUGGAUGAAGAAAGGCAAGAAAGUCAGCUCUCAGCGAUUUGAGGUGAUCGAGUUCGAUGACGGGUCGGGUUCGGUUUUGCGCAUCCAGCCGCUGAGGGCGCACCGCGACGAGGCCGUCUACGAGUGCACCGCCGCUAACAGCCUGGGGGAGAUUAACGCCAGCGCCAAACUCACCGUUCUGGAAGAGGAGCAGAUCCCUCAUGGCUUCCCGAGCAUUGACAUGGGUCCUCAGCUGAAGGUGGUAGAGAGGACGCGCACGGCCACCAUGUUGUGUGCCGCCAGUGGAAACCCAGACCCCGAGAUCUUCUGGCUCAAGGACUUCCUGCCCGUGGACAUCGAAAGCAGCAGCGGACGGAUCAAGCAGCUGCGCUCGGGUGGUACACCGAUCAGAGGUGCUCUUCAGAUCGAGAACAGCGAGGAGUCAGACCAGGGCAAAUACGAAUGCGUGGCCGUCAACUCAGCGGGAACCAGAUACUCGGCUCCGGCGAACCUCUACGUACGAGACCAGCGAGAAGUUCGUCGCGUGCCACCUCGUUUCUCCAUCCCGCCAUCCCACCACGAGGUGAUGCCGGGGGGCAGCGUGAACCUGACGUGCGUGGCGGUGGGGGCGCCCAUGCCUUACGUCAAGUGGAUGAGCGGCGAGGCCGAGCUGACCCGCGAGGAGGAGAUGCCCAUCGGACGCAACGUGCUGGAACUGGCCAACAUCCGCCAGUCGGCAAACUACACCUGUGUGGCCAUCUCUUCGCUGGGUGUGAUCCAGACCACGGCGCAGAUCACAGUCAAAGCCCUGCCUAAGCCCCCCACCUCCCUCGUGGUGACAGAGACCACCGCCACCAGCGUCACCCUAACGUGGGACUCGGGCACCUCGGAGCCCGUGUCCUACUACGUGAUCCAAUACCGGGCCAAGGCAUCGGACAACGGCUUCCAGGAGGUGGACGGCGUGGCCACCACCCGCUACAGCAUCGGGGGUCUCAGCCCCUUCUCCCAAUAUGACUUUCGGGUGAUGGCGGUCAACAACGUGGGCCGAGGUCCCCCGGGGCCCGUGGUGGACACACGCACCAGCGAGCAGGCGCCCUCCUCGCCUCCUCUCCGCGUCCAGGCCCGGAUGCUGAGUCCCACUACUGCGUUGGUCCAAUGGGAGCCCCCCGAGGAGGCCAACGGGCAGGUCUGCGGCUACCGGGUCUACUACAGCGCCGAUCCGCAGGAGCCGUUCGGCGCCUGGGACAAACACAACACGGAUGACAGCCGGCUGACCACCGUGGCAGGACUGGUCCCGGACCUCACCUAUGGAUUCAGGGUGCUCGCCUUCACCUCGGUUGGGGACGGACCCCCGUCUGAUGUCUUGCUCAUCAAGAUGCAGCAAGGAGUUCCCGCUCAGCCGACGGAUUUGGAGGCCGAAGCCGAGCUGGACUCUCGCAUCAUGCUGUCGUGGCUCUGGCCCGUCCAGGACCCGAUCGUCGGGUAUGAGCUGCGCUACUGGGAGGCCAGCGACCCCCAGGAGACGCACAGCGUGACCUUUGACCCCGCCGGAUCGUACGCCGUGGACGGUUUGAAAGCGGACACCGUCUACGUCUUCACCCUGGCCGCCAGGUCCGAGACGGGCUUAGGAGUCUUCACAAGACCCAUCGAGUGCAGGACCGCCCGAACCACCCCCUCGGCGCCCCCCCAGGACGUCCGCUUGCUCAGCUUGAGCUCCACCAGCAUCCAAGUGAGUUGGGAGGCGCCGCCGGCUGCCACCGGGACCUACGAUGAUGCCACCGCCGUCACCGGCUACUCCCUCACAUACCACGCGCUAGCCAGGGAGGAUGCGCAGCGCCACCAGGUGUUGGCCAUCGGCGCAGACGUGCGCAGCUUUGUCCUGGAGGGUCUGGAAAAGUGGACAGAAUAUACCGUGUGGGUGCGAGCACUCACCGAUGUCGGGCCUGGACCGGCGAGUCCGCCGGUCAGUGUCAGGACGCAGGAGGAUGUGCCCGGAGCGCCGCCCAGAAAGGUGGAGGCGGACGCCGUCAACGCCACGGCGGUCCGCGUGAGCUGGAAGCCGCCGCUGUCCAUCAGGCAGAAUGGCCACGUGCGAGGCUACCAGAUCGUCUACUCCAGGAUGGAACGAGGCGACCCUCAUGGCCAGCCCCUCAUCAUGGACGUCGCCCACCCCGACGCUCAGGAAGCCAUCUUGACAGGCCUGCUGCCGGAGACCAGCUACUCACUGACGGUGGCGGCCUACACCACCAAAGGAGACGGCGCCCACAGCAAGGCCCGGAUGGUCACCACCACGGGGGCAGUACCGGGCAAGCCCACCAUGAUGAUCAGCACGACCAUCGGCAACACGGCGCUGAUCCAAUGGCAGCCGCCCAAGGAGAUGGCGGGCGAGCACGUGGGCUACCGUCUGCAGUACAAGCGGGCCGAAGAGGACGCCUUCGCCGUCAGAGACUUCCACAAAACCGACGACCACUUCACCGUCACCGGCCUCCACAAGGGGGCCACGUACAUCUUCAAACUGUGCGCCAAGAACCGAGCGGGCAACGGCGAAGAGUACGUGAAGGAAAUCAGCACUCCCGAGGACCUUCCCGCCAGCUACCCUCUCAACUUGAGCGUGGUGGGCCUGAGCGCCACGGGCACCCAACUGGCCUGGGAGCCGCCCGCGCUAGCUGAGCGUAACGGGAAGAUCGUCAAGUACGUGGUGGUGUACCGCGACAUCAACAGCCACAACGAGAGCUCCGAAGCCACCGCGGAAACGCGCAUGAGCCUGAACGGUCUACGGCCGGACACCACCUACGACAUCCGGGUGCAGGCCUUCACCGCAAAGGGCGGCGGACCGCUCAGCCCCAGCAUACAGAGCAGGACUAUGUCUACCGCCAUGCCCGUGUUCACCAAGAACUUUGGCGUGAAGGCAGUGACGAAAACGUCCGUGCUGCUGACCUGGGAUGUUCCUGAGAUCUUUGAGUCCGAGGUGCCUCUCAAGAUCCUCUACAACCAGCAGAGCGUGGAGGUACGCGGCCAACACAAGAGGAAGCUCAUUACGCAGCUCACGCCCGACACCGAAUACUCCUUUGUGCUCAUGAGCCGCGGGAACAGCGCCGGUGGCCUCCAACAGCAGGUCUCCAUCCGGACCGCUCCCGAUCUACUCCUGGACAAACCUUCAGAGUAUCCUCAGGAUGUGGAGGAGGGCGGGAAAGUCAUGCUGCGGCUGCCCGGUGUCCCGCAGGGAUCCCCCUUCAGGUGGUUCUACGUCGUGGUGGUUCCGGUCACCCCGGCAUCCCUGAAGUGGGAGAACCCUGACGAUAUGGAUCUCCAAGCGCUCCUGCAAGGUGAAUAUGACGCCCGAAGGAAGAGGAGGCAACCCGAGAGCAACUUCCUGCAGCCGUACGUGGCGGCCAGGCUGGACUCGCUUCCCGAGGUUUUCACGCUGGGUGACGGCCACGACUACCACGGCUUCCGCAACAAGGAGUUGCCGGGGCAACAGCAGUACCGAUGCUUCGUGCUGGCCGAGCUGACGGAACGCGAGUCUCAGAGAACGCUGGUGGCCAGUCCAUUUUCGGAAGCCAUCCUGGUGAAGCUCCACAGCGGGAUGGUCCGCCACUCGGAGGACCCCGAGAUGCUUUGGGUGAUGGGACCCGUGCUGGCCGUCAUCCUCAUCGUCAUCAUCGUCAUCGCCAUUCUUCUCUUCAAGAGCAAACAAGAAAGGAAGCGAACGUCUCCGUCGUCCAAAGACGAGCACAUGGCAGGCGUGAAGGACUCGCUGCUGGCCCACUCGUCCGACCCCGUGGAGAUGAGGAGGCUCAACUGUCAGACGCAAGGUGGCAGCACCCUCAGUUGUCCAACCACACCAAGAAUGAGACAACAUCCUCCCAUUGCCGCUUGCGACCUGGCCGACCACAUCGAUCGACUCAAGGCCAACGACGGCCUGCGUUUCUCGCAGGAGUACGAGUCCAUUGACCCCGGUCAGCAGUUCACAUGGGAACAUUCCAACAUGGAAAUCAACAAGCCAAAGAAUCGCUACGCCAACGUCAUCGCCUAUGACCACACCCGAGUCCUCCUCACACCCGUGGACGGAGUUCCCGGCAGCGACUACAUCAACGCUAAUUACGUGGAUGGCUACAGGAAGCAGAACGCCUACAUCGCCACGCAGGGACCGCUGCCCGAAACCCUCGGAGACUUCUGGAGGCUCGUGUGGGAGCAGCGCACCUCGACUGUUGUCAUGAUGACGCGCCUGGAGGAGAAGUCGCGGGUGAAGUGCGACCAGUACUGGCCCAGUCGUGGUACUGAAACCUACGGCAUGAUCCAGGUGACCAUGUUGGACAGUGUGGAGUUGGCCACCUACAACAUACGCACCUUCGCACUCUAUAAGAAUGGUUCCAGCGAGAGGAGGGAAGUGCGCCAGUUCCAGUUCAUGGCCUGGCCCGAUCACGGAGUCCCUGAGUAUCCCACCCCCACUCUAGCCUUCCUGCGCAGGGUUAAAGCCUGCAACCCCCCGGACGCCGGACCCAUGGUGGUCCACUGCAGCGCGGGGGUCGGACGCACGGGCUGCUUCAUGGUGAUCGACGCCAUGCUGGAGCGCAUGAAGCACGAGCAUUCGGUGGACGUGUACGGACACGUCACCUGCAUGAGGGCCCAGAGGAACUACAUGGUCCAGACCGAGGACCAGUACGUCUUCAUCCACGAGGCCCUGCUGGAGGCCGCCGUGUGCGGAAACACCGAGGUGGCCGCUCGCAACCUCUAUGCUCACAUACACAAGCUCAGCCACGUGCCUCCUGGGGAGACCGUCACCGCCAUGGAGCUGGAGUUUAAGAAGUUGGCCAACUCCAAAGCACAUACCUCACGUUUCAUCAGCGCCAACCUGCCGUGCAACAAGUUCAAGAACCGCCUGGUGAACAUCAUGCCUUUCGAGUCCAGCCGCGUUUGUCUGCAGCCCAUCAGAGGCAUGGAGGGCUCCGACUACAUCAACGCCAGCUUCAUCGACGGAUACAGACUGCAGAGAGCCUACAUCGCCACCCAGGGCCCCUUGGCCGAGACCACCGAGGACUUCUGGAGGAUGCUGUGGGAGCACAACUCCACCAUCGUCGUCAUGCUCACCAAACUGCGCGAGAUGGGACGGGAAAAGUGCCAUCAGUACUGGCCCGCUGAGCGUUCAGCACGCUACCAGUACUUUGUAGUGGACCCCAUGGCCGAGUACAACAUGCCGCAAUACAUCCUAAGGGAGUUCAAAGUGACCGACGCCCGGGACGGCCAGUCGAGGACCAUCCGGCAGUUUCAGUUUAGCGACUGGCCCGAGCAGGGAGUUCCCAAAAACGGAGAAGGCUUCAUCGACUUCAUCGGACAAGUCCACAAAACUAAGGAGCAGUUUGGCCAAGACGGACCCAUCGCUGUGCACUGCAGUGCCGGUGUGGGGCGCAGCGGCGUGUUCAUCACGCUGAGCAUCGUCCUGGAGAGGAUGAGGUACGAGGGCGUCGUCGACGUCUUCCACACGGUCAAGACCUUGAGGACUCAGCGGCCCGCCAUGGUGCAGACAGAGGACCAGUACCAGCUGUGCUACCGGGCCGCUCUGGAGUACCUCGGAAGCUUUGACCACUAUGCAACAUAACGAGCACUCUUCUGCCAGCCAUGCCGACUACGCUGCGACCGCAAGCGGUUGCCCUCGAUUCUGGGCAGGAGGGACCGACUCCCAAAAUCCUGGCGAACCCUCCCGGGUCUUCGUACACCCGUCGCCCCUUCGUUGAGCUUGUACAAAUAAUUUUUGAUCACGUUUUAAUCUUUUCACUUUCUAUAAGCACUGCAGAGGACAUGUCUUUUUCAACAUGCGUAUAUUAUGAUCAUGACUAUUAUUAUUAUGAAACUCACCUGCUGCUACUUUGGUUUUUUUUUCUACCAUAGACAUGAUGAUACUCUAAUGUUACUUUUAUUGUUUUUUUUUUUUUUUUUUUGGUGUGGGGUGUCAUCACACCCUGAUAAUGGAGCACCACCGACGAAUGGAUCAAACGUUUUGGCUGGGAAAUGCUCAACGGGAUGUUGAGCCACAGCAAGUUUGGUUGCACUUCCUCUUAUUCGUACGUGAGACGUGGCCUAAUCGACAAGAAACAAGCCCUGAGAUUUCAGGAUUUUAGAAAGCUCCAAUAAUAAAACCGAGGAUACUAAAUGAUGGGUCACUUCAAAGUUGGGAAAAUAUAAUUUUUGAGGCUAAGUGACUUUCCGUGGGGGCGGGAGGGCAAUGACAGGCCUCGGUCAUCUAUGGAUGAGGCAGGAUGCAUUAAGUUCAAUAAAUCUCUAUAUAUUUUAUGUUGUUUCGCAUAUGUGAUCUCUCUAUUUUUAAAUAAAAAAUUAUACAAAUGAAAGGCCAUGAAAA
Molecule: messenger RNA, 8399 nt
Organism: Hippocampus zosterae (dwarf seahorse)
Lineage: Eukaryota; Metazoa; Chordata; Actinopteri; Syngnathiformes; Syngnathidae
Gene: ptprfa
Product: protein tyrosine phosphatase receptor type Fa
Exons: 38
Coding region: 1866-7640 (1924 amino acids)
Biological process (GO): protein dephosphorylation
Molecular function (GO): protein binding; protein tyrosine phosphatase activity
Source: RefSeq, a predicted model, not a curated record